Molecule: messenger RNA, 875 nt
Organism: Triticum dicoccoides
Lineage: Eukaryota; Viridiplantae; Streptophyta; Magnoliopsida; Poales; Poaceae
Exons: 3
Coding region: 72-416 (114 amino acids)
Source: RefSeq, a predicted model, not a curated record
CAUCGGCGACCACUUCGCUAGUUUACUGCAGCGUGGGGAGUGGAUCUCCGGCGAGCACGAGACGAGCUCCGAUGGCGAGCGGAGGCGGAUACGCCUGGGCCCUCGCGGCGGGCCUCAACGCCGCGCUCGCCGCCAUCUCCGCCAAGUUCUUCGCUCCCAUGUUGCUCAAAUACGGCAUGGUGAUACUUUUCAACGUGACAAUGUGGGGGUGCUACGUGAACAGCCUCAAAGCUUUGUCCUCCCUCCAGGCAACAGUCACCAACUUCGCUGCCAACUUCAUCUCGUCGGGUCUUGCAGGGUAUUUCCUGUUUCAGGAGCCUCUGCCUUCCAAGUGGUUUGCAGGUGCCAGUGUGAUCAUUCUUGGUGUGUUCAUCCUCAGCAAAUCAAGCAUUGAGGAGAAAGUGAACUCUGAUUGAUUGGGAGUUGCUAGCCGUCUGAUAGCUGGGACAUAAAUUUUGCGAGCUUAUACCUCUAUUUCCAGUGCGUGUUUGCUCGUCCUGAUACAAUGUUAAACAUCCGAAAUUAAUGUGUACAUUUGGUCUCAGCUCAUCCACUAACAUGUACACUAGUAUGGUUUGAGAUACACGACCCAGUUUGUAAUUUGUACUCCAUCCGUCCGAAAAAACUUGUCCCUCAAAUGGAUGUAUGUAGCACCAAGUUAGUGCUAGAUACAUCCAUUCGAGGGACAAGCUUGGGACAAGUUUUAUCGGACGGAGGGAGUAAGUAAGAAGUGAGCACAUGAUCUAAGAGUUGCUUGCUUUCGUUUCACGGAUAGGGCAUUCAAACUGUUUUAGCAUUAUCAAUGGAUCUUUUUUGUUCUUUGCAUUUCUCCUGUUGUAAAUUUUUGACAUUGCAGUUAAGUUGAUCACUAGCUA